UUACGCUAUCUAGCGGUAAAACGGUGAAUGUAACGUUGCGUGAUGUCACCACGUAAUACGCUUCCGUAUAAUGUGUACGGAAGCAUUAGUGUCGCACUCUACGGCUUCUUCUGCCGGCUACGACUGACAUCUCAUAGUUACUCUGCUGGAAUAAUGUCUGGCGUUUUGGUUUCUGUUGCAGUCGAGAUAAGAGCUCCCACGGUAUGACAGUGUUAUGAUUCUUCUUCGUAGAAAGUAGCGGACACCUCAUCAACUACACACCAAAGUUUCACCGAGCCAGAGGAAGCCCAAAAUGAGUUCUCAGGAUAUACUGCAAAGUGUGUCCACUUUAGCAUCGUAUAAUGUGUUACUACAGGUGAUGUUCCGUGUGCUCACCUUCCUCCUGAAUGCCUUCACGCUGCGGUUUGUGUCCAAAGAGCUGAUUGGGGUUGUCAAUGUCAGGCUUACACUACUGUAUUCCACAUUAGUGUUUUUGUCCAGAGAGGCUUUCCGGAGGGCCUGUCUGAGCGGGGAAUCGGGUAAAAACCACAGCUGGAGACAAGUUAUCAAUCUCCUAUGGAUGACGGUGCCCCUUAGUGUGUUAUGGGCAGUCCUGCUGGUCUCUGUGUGGCUGUGGCUCCUGGAAGUCCCAGAUGCUCAGGCUGUCCCUUACUACAGCCCUGCUGUGAUGCUGUUUGCCUUAUCAGGAGUGCAGGAGCUCCUGGUUGAACCCUUGUGGGUCUUGGCUCAGGCUCACAUGUUUGUCCGGCUGAAAGUAGUCGCGGAGAGCUUAGCAAUGAUUGCAAAGUGCAGCAUAACUGUGAUUCUGGUGGUGUUUGCCCGUGAAUGGGGCCUUUACAUCUUCUCUGCUGCUCAUUUGGUGUACACAGGGUUCCUGGUGCUAUGCUACGCUGCUUACUUCAUUCGUUUCUUGGGUUCUAAAGAGGCAGCCAGGAAGAGUUUCCCGUUGCGCCGUGUUGGUGAUUUGCUGCCCCGUAGAGAGUAUGGAGAGCCACUAGUUGACAGGACUCUAGCCCGGCUCACAUGGAGCUUCUUCAAGCAGUCCUUCCUGAAGCAGAUUCUGACGGAGGGUGAGCGGUACGUCAUGACCUUUUUGAACGUCCUCAGCUUUGGAGACCAGGGUGUUUAUGAUAUCGUCAAUAAUCUGGGCUCCAUGGUUGCGCGCUUCAUCUUCUUGCCAAUUGAAGAAAGCUUCUACAUAUUCUUUGCCAAAGUGCUGGAGAGAGGGCGUGAUGUCAGAAAUCAGAAACAGGAUGAAGUUGCCAUUGCAGCAGAGGUCCUGGAGUGCCUGCUGAAACUGGUGCUGGUGAUCGGUCUGAUUAUCACAGUGUUUGGCUAUGCCUACUCUCACCUGGCUCUGGAUAUUUAUGGCGGCUCGCUGCUUAGUAGUGGGUCAGGGCCCAGCUUGCUGCGGUGUUACAGCUGCUAUGUCCUCCUGCUUGCUGUAAACGGUGUAACAGAGUGCUUUGUUUUUGCUGCCAUGAGCCAAGAAGAGGUUGACAAGUAUAACUUCAUCAUGCUGGCUCUUUCUGUCUCCUUCCUCUUCCUGUCAUACAUACUGACAUGGUGGGCUGGCAGCGUUGGCUUCAUACUGGCAAACUGCCUUAAUAUGGGCCUCCGGAUCUUACACAGCCUGCUUUACAUACACCAUUAUUUCCAGCGGAGUCAGUGGAAACCUCUGCGAGGCCUGUUGCCCUCCCCUCUUAUACUGCUGGCACUGGGCAUCAGUGGAAUUGUCACGGCAGUUUCUGAGGCUUUUUUCUGCUGCAACAGCGGCUGGUUGCUGAGGCUGGUCCACAUCUGUGUGGGAACAAUAUGUCUGCUUGGUGUGCUUGUAGCUGUUCUUCUCACAGAGACUGAGCUUGUUCAAUUUGUGAGGACACGGCUAUUGCCUCGAUACAGAAAGAAACACACUUAAAUUAGACAUAAAUUUGUUACACCUGACUAGAAGAAAAUGUCUAUUUCCACUACAAACUGAGUGACCAUUACUGAGUAAGUGAAAGCUGGGGAACAACUUUUUCUUUAAAAGGACAUCACAUGUGUUAUGAGUGUGUGUGAAUCUGUGUGUUUUAUGUACAAAUAUAAAGAAAUGUUUUGACUGUUUCAGGAUCUAAUUUUUGGUUUAAACAAAAAGGUGUCUGUAUUUUAAUAAAACUUUUUAUUAUUGUUCUAAACAAAGCAUGGCCACUGCAUUUAUAUCUAUGAUACUUUUCCAGGUUGCAGUCUGAGAGUGAAGU
This is a messenger RNA of Archocentrus centrarchus (flier cichlid), 2237 nucleotides long. It is a transcript of the gene rft1, whose product is annotated as RFT1 homolog. Bases 293 to 1918 code for a protein of 541 amino acids. Gene Ontology annotation, cellular component: endoplasmic reticulum membrane. Gene Ontology annotation, biological process: glycolipid translocation; dolichol-linked oligosaccharide biosynthetic process. The record is from RefSeq and is a predicted model, not a curated record. The transcript has 10 exons. NCBI's taxonomy places the organism in Eukaryota, Metazoa, Chordata, Actinopteri, Cichliformes, Cichlidae.